Molecule: messenger RNA, 1100 nt
Organism: Cyphomyrmex costatus
Lineage: Eukaryota; Metazoa; Arthropoda; Insecta; Hymenoptera; Formicidae
Gene: Arpc4
Product: Actin-related protein 2/3 complex, subunit 4
Exons: 4
Coding region: 489-995 (168 amino acids)
Biological process (GO): Arp2/3 complex-mediated actin nucleation; actin filament polymerization
Cellular component (GO): Arp2/3 protein complex; actin cytoskeleton
Molecular function (GO): actin filament binding
Source: RefSeq, a predicted model, not a curated record
AUUAGUUGGUUUGUUAAUGUAAAGAGGAAACAGAAGAUGUCAAAGAACGUAUUUGAUUUAUUGGCUCGAAUUAACUAGUCGAUGAUUUGUUUUCUUUUUUUUAUACAUUUCAUGAAGUUUUAUAUAGAUUUACUUUUCUUUCCUAACUAAAAAGAACAGACCAUUGAUUCCAGAGCCGAUCGAGUCAACAAAUCGAAUAUAUGCUAAAGAGAUGAAAAGAGAUUGCUGUGGUUUAUUGUGUCUUUUUAGAAAAGAAUUCGAAGAAUUACGUUACUAAUUUAAUCAGGGUGUAUCAGACUCGUUAAAUUCGUCCCUUCAUAAAUUGUUAGAUUUAAGUAAAUAGUGAGCUAAAGUGUAUUUGCCAAUUUAAUAUUAUUUCCAUUUGUUCUCUCGGGUCAGAUAAAACGGUGUAAAGUUUUCCAGGCUUAUGAAAGUCGAUUAGUUAAUGCGAAUGUUAUAUUAUAACCUGUAAAUUAACUUUCACAAGUAUGUCGGGUACAUUAAAGCCCUAUUUGACAGCAGUUAGACGUACACUUACUGCCGCUAUGUGCCUGGAAAACUUCUCCUCUCAAAUUGUAGAAAAACACAACAAGCCGGAAGUAGAAGUACGGGCAAGCAAAGAAUUACUUUUAACACCCAUCUUGAUAAGUAGAAAUGACAAGGAAAAAGUCUUGAUCGAAUCCAGUAUAAAUAGUAUGAGAAUAAGUAUUGCUGUGAAACAAGCUGAUGAUCUAGAAAAGAUUCUUUGUCACAAUUUUACAAGAUUUAUGACAAUGAGGGCUGAACAUUUUAUGAUUCUCAGGAGAAAACCAGUAGAAGGUUACGAUAUUAGUUUUUUAAUUACUAAUAUUCAUGUAGAACAAAUGUAUAAACACAAGAUAGUAGAUUUUGUUAUUCAUUUUAUGGAAGAAAUUGAUAGAGAAAUAAGUGAAAUGAAAUUGUCAGUUAAUGCUAGAGCACGUAUAUGCGCAGAGGAAUUCCUAAAAAGAUUUUAAUUCAUUUAUUAUCGACUUUCCAAGGUAUCUAUUGGAAGAAAUUAUAAUAAAGGAUAUACACAAUAGUAUUGUUCAAUGGGUCGUACAAUUUUUGGUAAUUUGAAC